CUCCAUCAAGAGAUCGUCAACUAUUACAGCUGGUAAUCAUGGUUUCCAAAGUGGCUCUCCUCCUCGCCGUCCUGGUCUGCAGCCAGUACCUCGCCCAUGGCGUAUAUGUCGUCUCCAAGGCGGAGUGGGGUGGUCGUGGCGCCAAGUGGACCGUGGCCCUGGGCAACUACCUGAGCUACGCCAUCAUUCACCACACUGCUGGCUCCUACUGCGAGACCCGUGCCCAGUGCAACGCCGUGCUGCAGGGCGUCCAGAACUACCACAUGGACUCCCUGGGCUGGCCCGACAUCGGCUACAACUUCCUGAUCGGCGGAGACGGCAACGUCUACGAGGGCCGUGGCUGGAACAACAUGGGCGCCCACGCCGCCGAGUGGAACCCCUACAGCAUUGGCAUCAGCUUCCUGGGCAACUACAACUGGGACACCCUGGAGCCGAACAUGAUCUCCGCCGCCCAGCAGCUGCUCAACGACGCGGUUAACCGUGGGCAGCUCAGCUCCGGCUACAUCCUGUAUGGCCAUCGCCAGGUCAGCGCCACCGAGUGCCCCGGCACCCACAUCUGGAACGAGAUCCGGGGCUGGUCCCACUGGUCUGGCUAGGUCCUUGACAUGAACCCUACCAAAUAAAUUUUGUACAAAAAGAAGA
Molecule: messenger RNA, 642 nt
Organism: Drosophila suzukii
Lineage: Eukaryota; Metazoa; Arthropoda; Insecta; Diptera; Drosophilidae
Product: peptidoglycan-recognition protein SC1a
Biological process (GO): innate immune response; peptidoglycan catabolic process
Molecular function (GO): N-acetylmuramoyl-L-alanine amidase activity; zinc ion binding; peptidoglycan binding
Source: RefSeq, a predicted model, not a curated record